This is a messenger RNA of Mollisia scopiformis, 366 nucleotides long. RefSeq lists its product as uncharacterized. The record is from RefSeq and is a predicted model, not a curated record. NCBI's taxonomy places the organism in Eukaryota, Fungi, Ascomycota, Leotiomycetes, Helotiales, Mollisiaceae. The transcript has a single exon. The coding region runs from base 1 to 366 and encodes 121 amino acids.
AUGGGGGGCGCCGCCGGAGCAACCGUCGGCAUCGCCAUCGUCAGUAUCUUCGCCAUCGUCAUGCUAACCGUCUUCUUCGGCUUCCUGCCCCUUGAAAUAAUCGUCGGGGUCGUUGGUGGGUCCAUCUUUCUCGGCGGAGUUAUAUACGUCUUGCACAGAACACGUGCUACCUGGACACCGUGGGGCCCGGCUUUAGUUGUCUGGUGGCGAGAUGUGAGGACGAGAGGGAGGGAGAGGCGGGUUAGGGAGAGGGAGGAAAGGGAGGAGAGGAGGAUUAGGGAGAGGGAGAGGAGGAGGGCUGCGUUGGGGCCUAUUGCUGUGGAGGAGAUGGGCGUUCCCGAGCGGGUGCAUUUGAGGGGUUGGUGA